AUGUUGCUUCUAUUGAUAAAGUUGUUGAUCGCGGCUGCAGUGCUAGAAUCGCUCGAUGUGCCAGUUCUGCCAGGCCUAUCAGUUCGCAUAGCUGGUGGUGAUACCGCAGAAUACACCCCCUGGAUCGCAGCUCUAUCAUUUGGAGAUGUUAACAAGAGAUUUCAAUGCGCCGGAUCUAUUAUCACUGAUAGACAUAUUUUGACAGCUGCUCAUUGUGUGGAGUCGGCGUUUUAUAAUGGCCAAUUGGCAAGCACGUACAUGGCAACCGUGGGAACCAACGUGAGAGAUGGUUCUGGGCAAAACUACAAAAUAAUUAAGAACUACACUCACCCAGAAUUUACAUUACAAUAUGUUAAAAACGAUAUUGCCAUUCUGGUGACAAACUCCAGUAUAGAGUUCUCAAUGAUGGUGCAACCAGUAACCGUCAAUUUUAACAGAGUAAAUGAUGGAGUCGCUGCAAUAAUUUUGGGAUGGGGCAGUCAAUCUCUCCGAGGAAACACAAGCCAAGAACUUAUUGAGUUAGAGAUGGUCACUAUAAACUCCACGUAUUGUUUCGAUGAAACACGUCGCGUAGGAAAGUCUCUGAACCUCAUCCCUCCCUUCAUAGAUUCUGAGAAGGAAAUAUGCGCAUAUAGGGCACCGGGAAAAGGAACGUGUAAGGGUGACUCCGGCAGUCCCCUCGUAUGUGCAGACAACGAGGAACAAAUCGGCCUAACUUCCUGGGGCAUACCAUGCGCUCUAGGGGCACCAGAUAUGUUUACACGGAUCAGUAACUAUAAGGACUGGAUCAUGAGCGUGCUUGCUGAUAUGCAGUAUGAAGACAAAUUGAGCUGGAGUAUGAGGGAAUGUCCUAAGAACGAGUAUAUUUAUUGA
Messenger RNA from Zerene cesonia (dogface butterfly), 873 nucleotides. RefSeq names its product chymotrypsin-1-like. The coding region runs from base 1 to 873 and encodes 290 amino acids. Gene Ontology annotation, molecular function: serine-type endopeptidase activity. The record is from RefSeq and is a predicted model, not a curated record. Lineage: Eukaryota; Metazoa; Arthropoda; Insecta; Lepidoptera; Pieridae. Gene Ontology annotation, biological process: proteolysis. The transcript has 5 exons.